GAAACUGAAGUUUUAGAUAUUCAACUUCGAUGCACCGAAAACGCGAUGAAAACGCGCCGAAAAGAUCAAGUGGAUCCAGUGCAGCCCGAACACGCUGAAGAGCAGCGGCUCGUUCUUUUGCAGUUUAGCUCCAAAACAAGCGACUGUUUGAAUGUCUUUAGCUUGUGCAGGUAAUGACCUCGACGUAUGACAGAUCUAAGGUGCUUGAAGUAAAGAACUUCAAGUUUUGGCCUGGAUGGCAUUUUCAAUCAUUUUCAGCAUAGAGUUUUUGGGUGUCACUCAUGAUUGGAACUACUACAACUUUUUGGAAUUAGGUGUCCUCCAACUCCAACUUCAACUUCAGAGUGAACCUCCCUCCAGGCAGAGUGGGGCGAAAAGACUUUCUGCCAUCCAAAAUGCUGCAGCUCUUUGAAACAAUGAAUGGGAGUUCCCAGAGAAUUGAAUGAACAGCCACGCUCAACCUUCGUCAUUGGCCUGCACUUCAAUUUGAGGGCAACCCAUGACACUUCCAGAAUCACUGAAUGACAGCAAAAUGAUGAGACUCUCCUAGCAAAUGUUUGUGAUAGUGAUCGUCUAUACAUUUUCUGACGCCCUCAACAAGAAUUUCUGAAGUCCAGCCUGUGGCGGGUGGGGUAAACUGCUUGCAUUCACACUGAGUUCCACUCUGGCGUCUCCACCUGCUGGUCCUGCUUGUGUGGCGAUUGGCUCGAGUCCGCUUGAUGCUCUUUUAAAGGCAGCGCCAUGGAGGUGUAAGGCGUUGCGCCUGGGAACGCGCCCGCAAGCGCGGUCGGCGGUUGGCGCCCGCGCAGCUGCCAGUGCAGGUCCAGUGAGGGGGCAUUCACCAUGCCAAUGACGGCUCCAGGGAUGGCACCCUCCAUGCCGGGAGCUCCGAUGCUGGUGCCGGUGCCAGCUGGACACCCUCUUCCGGCCACUUUGCCAUCCCUGCCUCCGCUGGGUGCCCCUGGCUUGCCUGGCAUGAUGACAAUGCCACCUCCCACGUCUGGAGCAACUGUGUCGAUCGCCAUUGACCACUUGCCCUUUCGCUAUCAGCUUUCGGAGGCUGAUUUGAAAGAGACCUUUCAGCGAUGGGGUACGGUGCAGUCGGUGCAGGUGGUGCGGGAUGGUGGCAAUGACGUUGGCUGUGUACAGUUUGCAGACCCGGUUGAUGCGCAGGAUGCGCAAAAGCAACUCACGGGGCAAAGCUGCACCUUCGACGGGCGCCAGGGCACCCUGGUGCUGGUCAUGGGGAGCCCUUUUCAACUGCAGAACAGACAAGUGCCCGGCCAAGCAGGUCCUGGACCUGUGGCUGCGCCCUUGUCAGCUCCUAGCGCUUGUGGGCCAGGUGCGCCGAAGAACGGCAGCCCGGUCAAGGGUGAUGGCAAGGGGAUCGCGCCGGUCAAUGGCCAUGUUCGACCCACAUGGUGUUGUAAGAUCGUGGUGGAGGCAGAAUCACUGCAUCCCAAGUUUCCUACGGCACAGAGAAUCCGAGGAGAUGGUGAUGCAAAUUUGGAGCACAUAAGGACACAGACGAAGUGCCACGUGCAGCUGCGGGGCCGCAACUCGGGGACCCCGGAGCCUGAGACCGGUCAGGAGUUGCCAGAGCAGAUGUUCUUGUGGCUCACAAGUGAUAGUGCGGAGAACGGCAAAGCAUCACUGGAGACGACCAUGGACCUGCUGAAGAGCAUCUAUGAAGGUCAUCAGCAGUGGUGUGAGACGAAUGGCAUUGGUGUUAAGGAUGUCAAAGCGCGGGUCAUUGAGAACCCAGAGAUCCUGCCAGGCUCCCUCGCAGCCGGCGCUUCAAUGGGACAGGUGGUCCCACCACCUCCAAACAGCUUUGGCCCGUGCAAAGGGUCGCCGCCCGGCAAGGGGCCAGGACCAUACUAGCUGAGCCGAGAGCGGCAAUGAUCCGUGUAAAGCCGAGCCAAAAGAGAAAGCCUAGAA
Messenger RNA from Durusdinium trenchii, 1941 nucleotides. The record is from the annotation of a GenBank genome assembly. NCBI's taxonomy places the organism in Eukaryota, Dinophyceae, Suessiales, Symbiodiniaceae.